Messenger RNA from Paramecium tetraurelia, 1045 nucleotides. RefSeq lists its product as uncharacterized. The record is from RefSeq and is a predicted model, not a curated record. The transcript is spliced from 4 exons. Lineage: Eukaryota; Ciliophora; Oligohymenophorea; Peniculida; Parameciidae. Gene Ontology annotation, cellular component: precatalytic spliceosome. Gene Ontology annotation, biological process: mRNA cis splicing, via spliceosome. Gene Ontology annotation, molecular function: nucleic acid binding.
AUGAACGAAAUGGAAGGUAAGGAACCCUAAAGGAGAAGAGUGCCUCCUCCAGUUCCAAAAUUUAGACCUUAACCUGUUGAGAAUGCUUAGAUCAAUGCAGCUAUGCAAAAUUUCUUUGCAGAAAUAUAACAAGAAGUGGAACCUACAUAAACUGUAGAGACAGCUCCUUCGCAAUAGAGUAAUGCAGCAAAUCAAGUUUAAUAAUCACAGGCUCAAUAAGUCUAAUAAUAAUAAUAAUAACCAUAGCAGCUACCAGCUAGUAAAGACUUAUCUCAUUUAAAUAAUAAGUUGAGCAGCAUUCUUCGUGUUUGCAAGAACUCAACAAAGUUGACUCCAAUAGUGAAUAAGCCUCAAGAGUAUGAUCCAAGCAGACCGAAUGAUUAUGAGGAAUUGAAAAGGUAGAUGAAUCAAUCGGAGACAUAAAAUGAACAGCCGUAGCCAUAAUAAAUAGAAGAGGAGACAGAGCCCUCUUAUGACGAGGUGGAAUUGGGAUCUGGAGAGGAGAAGGCUUUGAAAAUGAUGGAGAAAUUCGGAUAUAAAUUUGGUUUAGGAUUGGGGAAAUACAAUUAGGGGAUUCAGAAUCCAAUAGAAGUGAUAAAGACUUCGAAUAGUGUUGGAGUGAUUGAAGUCAGUUCGUUGGAUUUUACAGACUUACUUCCAUAAAAUGUAGUGUUUAGAAAAACCUUCGAACAGCAUAAAUAAUAGCCCACAAACAUAUUAGUGUUGUUGAAUGCUAUAACAGCAAAGGACGUUGAUGAAUAUUUUAAGGAUGAUAUAAAGGCGGAGUUAGGGAAGUAUGGGUACAUCAAGAAAAUUCAUGUUCAUAUAAAAGCUGAAUUGGAGGAGGACAUGCAAGUGCGAGUGUUUAUCGAAUAUGCAAAUAAUGAGGAAGCAAUGGCAGCGUUUUUGGCAGCAGAUUAACGUGUGUUUGGAGGUCGAAUAAUGACAUGUCGAUUCUAUUCAAUUGAAAACUUUAAUGAUGGACUAUAUGAUGUGGAAUUAUGAGUAUUAAUAUAAAUUGGUCACACAAAUACUAUCUUUUUCA